This is a messenger RNA of Carlito syrichta (Philippine tarsier), 1151 nucleotides long. It is a transcript of the gene ZC2HC1B, whose product is annotated as zinc finger C2HC-type containing 1B. Lineage: Eukaryota; Metazoa; Chordata; Mammalia; Primates; Tarsiidae. The transcript is spliced from 8 exons. The record is from RefSeq and is a predicted model, not a curated record. The coding region runs from base 286 to 954 and encodes 222 amino acids.
GUUUAAGUUUGUUUUCUCAACAUUAUUUAAUGCUUGGCACCAUUCACACUUGGUUAAAAUACAUAAUUGAAAACUUUUCCUGUUUUUGAUGAGUUGUUUUUUGUUUUAACUUCUUUAAACCUUUGCAAGGUUUGGGCAAUGACACCAUCACAAUUGUUAAUUAUUUGGUAAACUGUGGCUUCUUGCAAUGGAUUAGUGGUCCUGGUUUAUGUGUCCCUGACUAUUGUGUUGUUAUCUGGACUGCUGAAAAAUCUGUGGACACUGUUGGUCUGAGUUAGGAACAGAAUGGCUGGGGCAGAACCAUUUCUGGCAGAUGGCAAUCAGGAGUUAUUUCCCUGUGAAGUCUGUGGAAGGCGCUUUGCAGCAGAUGUUCUGGAAAGGCAUGGACCUAUAUGUAAAAAGCUCUUCAACAAAAAGCGUAAACCUUUCAAUUCUUUGAAGCAACGGUUACAAGGCACUGACAUUCCAACUGUGAGGAAGACUCCUCACUCCAAGUCUCAAUCUAUGAGGAAGUCUAACUGGAGACAACAACAUGAAGAUUUUAUUAAUGCUAUUAGAUCAGCAAAGCAGUGUACACUAGCCAUCAAAGAAGGCCGACCUCUCCCACCUCCACCACCUCCAUCUUUGAAUCCAGAUUAUAUUCAAUGCCCAUACUGCAUGAGGAGGUUUAAUGAAACUGCAGCCAAGAGACAUAUUAAUUUCUGCAAGGAUCAAUCUUCUCGCCGAGUCUUUGACCCAGCCCAGACAGCAGCCAAAUUGGCAUCCAGAGCUCAGGGUAGGGCUCAGACAAGUCCAAAAAAGGAACCAACUGUUACCAGUGCUGUGGGAACUUUGCUGCAGAACAGGGCCACGGAGGCCAUGAAUGGAGGCCCAACCAAGUCAGGAUUAGCUGUGGACCCUGCUUCUGGAGCAAAACUCAGACAACGAUUUAGUAAAUCUUCUAAAAAAGAUUAACUCCAAGAGGCCAGACAGGCUCCCUGGAAUGUAUCAGCCUGGAUGGUUGUAGAUCCAGGAAGGCCACGUGAGGGGAUGCAACGGUAGAUACGAUGUCCGUUUAACACCCAUGAUGCUUCUCAAGCUUCACAUUUUUAUUUACUCCCUUUGAAAUGUUCAAAACCAUUAAACAUAUCCACCUGUAUGGUAAUACAUGA